Amphiprion ocellaris (clown anemonefish) is the source of this 3522-nucleotide messenger RNA. RefSeq names its product ATP-dependent 6-phosphofructokinase, platelet type-like. The transcript is spliced from 23 exons. Bases 118 to 2646 code for a protein of 842 amino acids. NCBI's taxonomy places the organism in Eukaryota, Metazoa, Chordata, Actinopteri, Pomacentridae. Gene Ontology annotation, molecular function: AMP binding; 6-phosphofructokinase activity; identical protein binding. Gene Ontology annotation, cellular component: membrane; cytoplasm; 6-phosphofructokinase complex. The record is from RefSeq and is a predicted model, not a curated record. Gene Ontology annotation, biological process: canonical glycolysis; fructose 6-phosphate metabolic process; fructose 1,6-bisphosphate metabolic process.
GGUCCUCCUCCUGAGUCUCAGCCUCAAACAUCCUCACAGUCUCCGGCUGGAUCCACUGCGCCUUUCGCUUCUGUCUUUCUUUAAUCUGUCAUCUCGGCAGACGGCAGGUGGACAGACAUGGCCGGAGCACCGAAGCGGCAGGACACCCGCAAAUUCUUCGAGAAUCUGUCCGGAGCUGGGAAAUGCAUCGCGGUGCUGACCAGCGGAGGAGAUGCCCAAGGUAUGAAUGCAGCCGUCCGGGCCGUCGUCCGGAUGGGAAUCUACGUCGGAGCGAAGGUCUACUUCAUCCAUGAGGGCUACCAGGGGAUGGUGGACGGUGGAGACAACAUCAAGGAGGCGACGUGGGAAAGCGUCUCCAGCAUGCUGCAAGUGGGAGGUACAGUCAUCGGCAGCGCUCGCUGUAAAGAGUUUCGGACCCAUGAAGGCCGCCUGAAGGCUGCUCACAACCUGGUGCAGCGCAGCAUCACCAACCUGUGUGUGAUCGGUGGAGACGGCAGCCUGACCGGAGCCAACCUGUUCAGGGAGGAGUGGAGCGGCCUGUUGACGGAGCUGCAGCAGCAAGGUUUGAUCGACGAGGAAGCCGCCCAGAAGAACUCUGCGCUCCACAUCGUCGGGAUGGUCGGCUCCAUCGACAACGACUUCUGCGGCACCGACAUGACCAUCGGCACCGACUCGGCUCUGCAUCGGAUCAUUGAGGUGGUGGACGCCAUCAUGACAACUGCUCAGAGCCACCAGAGGACGUUUGUGCUGGAGGUCAUGGGCAGACACUGCGGAUAUCUGGCCCUGGUGAGUGCCCUGGCAUGUGGAGCCGACUGGGUUUUCAUCCCAGAAAUGCCUCCUGAAGAUGGCUGGGAGGACAGCAUGUGUCAGAAACUGUCUGAGAGUCGGUCUCGGGGUUCCAGGUUGAACAUUAUCAUAGUUGCUGAAGGAGCCAUUGACAGACAAGGACAGCCCAUUACAUCUGAUUUUGUGAAGGAUCUGGUGGUGCGCUGCCUCGGCUUCGACACCAGGGUCACCAUCCUCGGCCACGUGCAGAGAGGCGGGACGCCCUCGGCCUUCGACAGGAUCCUGGCCAGUCGGAUGGGCGUGGAGGCGGUGCUAGCGCUGCUGGAGGCGUCGGCCAACACCCCGGCCUGCGUCGUGUCGCUGGUCGGCAACCAGGCCGUCCGGCUGCCGCUGAUGGAGUGUGUUCAGAUGACCCAAGAAGUCCAGAAGGCCAUGGACGAGAAGAAGUUUGAGGAGGCGGUCAGACUGCGUGGCAGGAGCUUUGAAAACAACCUGAGCACCUACAGACUGCUGUCCUACCGCAAAGCCGACUCUGAGCUUCCAAAUAGCUCCUUUAACGUGGCCGUGCUGAACGUCGGCGCCCCGGCGGCAGGGAUGAACGCUGCCGUUCGCUCUGCCGUCAGAGUGGGAAUCACAGAGGGCCACAAAAUGUUUGCUGUCAACGACGGCUUCGAGGGAUUCUACAAGGGACAGAUUAAGGAGAUCAAAUGGGGAGACGUUGGUGGUUGGACCGGUCAGGGAGGAUCUCUGCUCGGGACAAAAAGAACUCUUCCAGGAAAACAUCUGGAUAAGAUCGCUGAGCAGAUCAGGAUCCAUAACAUCAAUGCUCUGCUCGUGAUCGGAGGAUUUGAGGCCUACGUGGGAUUACUGGAACUUUCGGCAGCACGGGACAAAUAUACUGAGCUGUGUGUGCCCAUGGUUAUGGUCCCCGCCACCGUCUCCAAUAACAUACCCGGCUCAGACCUCAGCAUUGGCUCAGACACGGCUCUGAACGCCAUUACUGAUGCCCUUGAGUCGCUGCUGCAGCUGUACGAGGCCCGAGCCAACUACGAGGAGCUUUGCAUCCCGGUGUGCAUGCUGCCCGCCACCAUUAGUAACAAUGUGCCCGGCACCGACCUCAGUAUCGGAGCCGACACGUCCCUCAACGCCAUCGUGGAGACGUGUGAUCGCAUCAAGCAGUCGGCCAGCGGCACCAAGCGGCGGGUCUUCAUCAUCGAGACCAUGGGGGGCUACUGCGGCUACUUGGCCACGGUGGGCGGUCUGGCUGCCGGCGCCGACACCGUCUACAUCUACGAGGAGGCGUUCGACAUCCGUGACCUCCAGGCCAACGUGGAGCAUCUGACGCAGAAGAUGAAGACCAGCAUCCAGAGGGGUUUGGUGCUCAGAAAUGAGAACUGCAACGAGAACUUCACCACUGACUUCAUCUACCAGCUGUACUCUGAGGAGGGACGAGGAACCUUUGACUGCAGGAAGAACAUCCUCGGUCAUAUGCAGCAGGGAGGAGCUCCGUCUCCAUUUGAUAGAAACUUUGGUACCAAAGUCGCCGCUAAAGCGAUGCAGUGGAUCACACGGACGCUCAAGGACUCUUACAAAGGAGGGAGGGUGUUUGCUAACUCGGAGGACACUGCCUGUCUGUUGGGGAUGCGUCGCAGAGCUCUGGUCUUUCAACCUGUUUCACAGCUCCGGGAUGAGACGGACUUUGUCCACAGGAUCCCGAAGGAGCAGUGGUGGCUGAAGCUCCGUCCCCUGAUGAAAAUCUUGGCCAAGUACAAGACGAGCUACGACGUGUCCGACUCCGGCCAGCUGGAACAUGUGACCCGGUUCCGGGCCAAAGAGAGCAACACCACGGCGACCAUCUGAACCUCUGCUGCAGCCGCCGGCAGAGCUUCACUCCAAACAGGAAAGCAGCUUCACAGAACGGUGACUGCUACUCACAAUGACUGAACGACCGCUGAUUGAUUGACCGCAAACACAAUGAGAUUUAAGAUUUUAAAAGAUAGUAGGUAAUUUUAAAAAGAUUAAAAAAGAAGUUCUAUUGUACGGUUUUAGUCACGGCACUUUCUCAGAAGGGAUUUUAGAUGAUAAAUAUGAUGGUGGUGAUUUGGAAUAUAACUAGUUUAAACAAGCUAGCAGCACUGACAUUGUAUUUUCAAAUCCCCUAAAGUUAUAAUACACCUUAUAUAAAUAUAAAUAUAUAACAGCACUCCUUAUUAUGUACUGUAUAAGUGUUUUAGUCCCAAAAAUGUAGCCAUAUCUAUUUUUCUUUUUAAAGACACCUAGCUGAGCGAACGUCUAGGUGAUUUAUUUAAAAUCUAGCUUUGGUCACUUUUAUUUUCUACCGCACUUUGAGCCCCAUAACUACUGUAAACCUGUGAAGCUGCUUAUAAAGAGGGAAUAUAUACCAGGAAGAUCACUUGCUUUGUUCACACCUUGAAAAACGUCUACCAUCUUGAUUGUACGACGCCGAACACUUGAAAGGAGUUUAGUGAGGCUUUAUAGGACGAUGCCGUUUGUGCGUCCCGUCACCUGCUAACUGUGCGUAAGAGCGCGCGUGUGUGUGUGUGUUGUUGCCUUCGCUGUUUGUGUCCACCCUGGGCUUUUGUGUGUCACAUCUUUAUAGUGGUUGUUUGUGAGUAGGGUCCUGCCAGCUGUUGAAACUACGCAAUAGUGACGUUAUGUGCUGGCAGCGUGAUGUGAGCGUCCUGUCAGAGUAAUAAAGCAUUUACUGUGUGGAAA